Messenger RNA from Cydia splendana, 1710 nucleotides. It is a transcript of the gene L130, whose product is annotated as KIF-binding protein-like. NCBI's taxonomy places the organism in Eukaryota, Metazoa, Arthropoda, Insecta, Lepidoptera, Tortricidae. Bases 85 to 1710 code for a protein of 541 amino acids. The record is from RefSeq and is a predicted model, not a curated record. The transcript has a single exon.
AAACAAAGAACAAAAAUCACAAACCAAAAGUCAAAUUACAAUUACAAUGCGUAUUUAAUCGAAAUUGUAUGUAAAAUAAAUCAAAUGAUGGAAUUCCUUGAAAGGAUAAGCAGGACAUUUGAAAAUAUAAGAACCACAAUUAAAUGUAAGGACAGCGGAGACAAAGUGGCUGCCUUGAAGAGGGAUAUCCAGUCUCUAGCGGCGGAGAUCACUGUUCUUGGUAAGCAAAACCAUGAAGACUACGUCCGGGGUCUCGCCAUGGAGGGCUACUUAGCUUUAUUGACCGCUAAAGUCCUACCGAUUCCCCUGGUCGAGAAAAGAAACGUCCUCCAGACAGCUUUCGAGAAACUCAAGCCUUACGCUCUUCGAGAUGAAUGCCUCUUCAUUUACCUUCGCAUUCAAAACCUUUUAUGCUAUUACUUGAUUAAUCUGGAACAGUUCCAACUCGCGCAAGAAAUCCUCGAAGCGACAGAAGACGUAUAUGACAAGAUAAUUCCGAAAGCGGACAUUUAUCUAGAUGCCGAGCACAUGUUUACGUGCGACCCGCUUCCCAACGUCCGUCCUGUCAGCCCUGACAAAAUUGACAGAAUUAUCACUAACAAUGUUCAAAUGCAAGCAUUUUUGUACAACAAAAUGAACAUACCAGACAAGUACUGUCUAUACAAUCAUACGGCGCUUCGGAGACAGUUGGAUCUGAAGGAAGGAACGCCGCAAGACUGGGCUUUGAGAGUGGCGAGAUUAGGCAACUACUUCACCUAUUUAAACCAACUUGAAAACGCUCGUCACCACCUCUGCGCCGCGUACCAUGUCCUUCGGACCUGCCACGACAACUGCAAACUGAUGCCUGAAGAGUUCGUGCUGCAGAAAACCGAUUUCGAAAUCCAUUUCCUGGAGAUAGGUCACCAUUUCGUCAAAUACGGUUUGACGUUAUUCAAACUAUCCAAGAAGCAUGUUUUGGAUAAGUAUUUUUCUGAAGGAAGUUCGAAGGCUGAUCUUUGGAAAACGGUAACCAUGGGAUCGGAGAAGCUUGAGAAAGAUGUUGAGAAGUCGCAAGGGGAUAUGCCGUCGGACAAUGUUUUCUGUUUCGCUUCACUAGAUUUAAAGGAGAUAGAAGCGAGGGUGCCUGCACAGUUUGUGAACAGUAGAGAAGAGGCGCGCAAGCUAUUCAGUUUCACACAUAAAUGGAUCAUGCGCACGAAACACUAUUACGACUUCGAGAAUCACCAGGCCCAGUACAUAUCCUGUUCUCUCCAGCUGGCUGAGUUGUACGAGCACUUGGCUUUUUUCGAAAAGAAUAUUGAUAACCAAUACAAUAUACAGAAGCGCCGUUCUGAAGUGCUGGAGACAUUGAACGCCCUUCUAAAGACCUGUGACACUGUGAUGUCUGUUCAGGUUGACGUGAUUCGCGAGUUGUCGCAAGUGCAGCUAGAACUGAUGGCGUUGAACCUCCAGAAAUUGUGGAGAGAUGAGUCUCAGACAAAUAUCUUCAACUUAGACGCGGACGCAGAUUCCAUCAUCAAUUCCCUGGACUCUGCUUCUAAUAAGACCUUGACAGAGAGAACGCUGAACACGUCUUCGAAGAACAUGUUUCUGAGAAAGAUGGAGGCCGCCACCGCUUUGAACGGGAAGCUGAUUAGACUCAGUGGCCAGCUCAGAGAACCUAAAGUGUCUGAAAUCAGUCAGAUGAGCUUUGAAUGGCUCUCACCGUAA